Penicillium nucicola is the source of this 2316-nucleotide messenger RNA. RefSeq names its product MRX complex nuclease subunit. The transcript is spliced from 2 exons. The coding region runs from base 1 to 2316 and encodes 771 amino acids. NCBI's taxonomy places the organism in Eukaryota, Fungi, Ascomycota, Eurotiomycetes, Eurotiales, Aspergillaceae. Gene Ontology annotation, cellular component: Mre11 complex; nucleus. Gene Ontology annotation, biological process: mitotic G2 DNA damage checkpoint signaling; meiotic DNA double-strand break formation; telomere maintenance. Gene Ontology annotation, molecular function: DNA endonuclease activity; 3'-5'-DNA exonuclease activity; manganese ion binding. The record is from RefSeq and is a predicted model, not a curated record.
AUGCCCGUGAAUGAGGCGGAAACCAUCCGCAUCCUCAUCUCCACUGACAAUCAUGUCGGUUAUAACGAACGAGAUCCUAUCCGUGGAGAUGAUAGCUGGAAGAGCUUCCAUGAGAUCAUGUGCCUGGCCAAAGAGCGAGAUGUCGAUAUGAUACUCUUGGCUGGAGAUCUAUUCCAUGAGAACAAGCCGUCGCGUAAAUCCAUGUACCAAGUGAUGCGGUCAAUUCGAAUGAAUUGCUUCGGGGAUAAGCCUUGUGAGCUGGAAAUGCUCAGCGAUGCGAGUGAAAACUUUCAUGGUGCUUUCAACCAUGUUAACUAUGAAGACUUGGAUAUGAAUGUGGCUAUUCCCAUUUUCUCUAUCCAUGGCAACCAUGACGAUCCAUCUGGAGAAGGCCAUUUGGCUGCGCUGGAUCUGCUGCAGGUGUCCGGACUUCUCAACUACUACGGCCGUACCCCGGAGUCAGACAAUAUUCAGAUCAAACCAGUCUUGUUACAGAAGGGCCGGACAAAAUUGGCACUUUAUGGAAUGAGCAAUGUUCGCGAUGAACGACUUUUCCGCACAUUUCGUGAUGGCAAGGUCAAGUUCUUCCAACCCUCUGUUCAGAAGGACGACUGGUUCAACUUGAUGUCCGUUCACCAGAAUCACCAUGCACAUACCGAGACCAGCUACUUACCCGAGAAUUUUCUUCCUGAUUUCCUCGAUCUUGUUGUCUGGGGACACGAGCAUGAAUGCUUGAUUGAUCCCAAGCUUAAUCCUGAGACGAAGUUCCACGUCAUGCAACCAGGAUCAUCUGUCGCUACAUCCCUUGUGCCCGGAGAGGCUGUGACAAAACAAGUUUCUAUCCUCAGUGUUACAGGUCGAGAAUUUAAGAAUGAGCCUAUUCGGCUAAAAACCGUGCGGCCAUUUGUGAUGCGUGAGGUUGUAAUGUCAGAAGAAAAGGGGGCCCAGAAGCUUGCCCGCAAAGAAAACAAUCGGACAGAAGUCACCCGAUUUCUCAUGUCUAUUGUGGAGGAGUUGAUUGAAGAAGCCAAUGCUGAAUGGCUUGAGGCGCAAGGCGAGCGCAACGAGAAUGAAUUUGAUGAAGAUGCAUCCCAGCCGCCCCUUCCUCUCAUCCGCCUACGUGUCGAGACAUCUACACCAGAAGGAGGGAUUUACGACUGUGAAAAUCCGCAGCGAUUCUCGAACCGCUUCGUGGGUAAGGUGGCCAAUGUCAACGACGUUGUGCAAUUUUACCGGAAGAAGAAGACAUCGUCUACUUCACGCAAGGGUGAUACCUCGAUCGAUGAGGCGGCUGUCUCUCAUUUGGCAGCACUUGAUACUGUGAAAGUCGAGCAGCUCGUUCGCGAAUUUCUUUCUUCACAGUCGUUGAGUAUUCUGCCGCAAAAUUCUUUCGGGGAUGCUGUUGCCCAGUUUAUUGAUAAAGAUGACAAGCAUGCAAUGGAAAUGUUUGUCAAUGAGUCUCUCGAGAGUCAAGUCAAGCACUUGCUAGCUUUAGAUCGUGAUGACGACGGUAUGGAUGAGGAACAGGAACAAAGCUCAUUGACCACGGCGAUGGAGAAGUACCGAGGGCAAAUGGAGAACAUGUUCUCCAACGGUGUAAAAAAGCGAACUCGUGGCAAAAAACGGUUUAAGCCCAAGCCAGAUGGCUGGGAUAGCGAGUUUGACGGUGUAUGGGAGGAUCAGCCUGGCGCAUUGAUUCAUUCUGACAACGAGGGGGGUGAUCCGGCCGAGGAAGAAGCUGGAGAAGAUGGCACAGCCCCAGCUCGCAGUCGUGCAGCAGCUGCACCUGCUCGUGGCCGGGGUCGAGGUCGUGGUCGGGGUGCUGCCGCCAAUGCGCGCACCACCAAGCCCAAGACAACUGCCGCAGCUACUAAGGGUCGCAAGAAGCAGGUCGUUUCCGACGAGGAAUCAGAUGUGAUCAUGCUAGACGAUGACUCCGAGGGUCAUGCUGCCAAUAUAAUUUCCGAUGACGAUGAUGAUUCACAGGCGUUGUUCGUCAAGCAACCCAAGUCUACUACUACCAAGUCACGGACGGCUGCACCCACGACAACUACUCAGCGCCGCGGGCGAGCUGCUGCUUCGCCAGCUCCGUCUUCAACUACUGUUGGCGCAAGUGCUUCUCGUCGGGCUCCCGCGUCGCGAGCUAAGGCCCAAAGCACCUUGAACUUUGGUUCUCAGGCUAGUGCACCUCAGUCAUCGAGGCCAAGUCGCUCCACGCGUAAUUUGAGUGUCAUAAGCGAUGGUGUUGACGAUGACGAUGACGAUGACGAUGCGUUUGAAGAAAUGCCGAGUACCAGUUCUCGUCGACGAAGGUGA